This is a messenger RNA of Erpetoichthys calabaricus (reedfish), 6534 nucleotides long. Its product is annotated as thyroid hormone receptor beta. The record is from RefSeq and is a predicted model, not a curated record. The coding region runs from base 659 to 2086 and encodes 475 amino acids. Lineage: Eukaryota; Metazoa; Chordata; Cladistia; Polypteriformes; Polypteridae. The transcript is spliced from 7 exons. Gene Ontology annotation, molecular function: nuclear receptor activity; RNA polymerase II cis-regulatory region sequence-specific DNA binding; zinc ion binding. Gene Ontology annotation, biological process: retinoic acid receptor signaling pathway; cell differentiation; thyroid hormone receptor signaling pathway.
UCAAUAUGGCUGAUAGCAGAUUAGGACAGUACUGUGAUUAGAAAAAAAAAUGCCAGAAUGGAAUCAAUACUAAGCAAGUCAGCAAACAAGCUUUCCAAAGUGGAAAAUCAGAUUUUGGGAUUUCCUUUAAUCCUGCUUUUGAGAGAUGAUGGUUUUUUUUCCUUCGCAUUUCAAAAAUGUCUUUAUAAAACAAGAGAAUUCUGCAAAGUGGAGAAACAGUCGUUUCUUAAAGUCAGACUUUCCGAGUGGAAGGUAGUCGCCCCUAAAAUGGGUACUGCGGAAACGUAGAAUCCGCUGCUGUGGACUGCAGAUUGUCACUCGCUUACCUGUGUGUCUUCUCUCCAGGACUUAGUAACGGUCAGAGAUUAGAACCUGUCAUAAAUCUGCUACCGAUUUUGUUUGACUGGCGGGAGAAGGGGGUCGAUGGGGCGGGGUGUCGACUACCCUCUCGUAUAUAAAGCAGAUUUCUAGCACCUGCACUGUUGUAACACUAAAUUGACAAAAUAGUACAUAAUAGAAAGAAUCAUACAGGUGUAUUUUUUUGUUUCAAAUUGAACUUUAUGACACAAGUUAAGGGCAUUUAAAAUAUCAUACCUCUACUUUUGUAGAUGAUUUUCUUAACAGUUAUAAGGUCGAUGAUUUCUGAAUUUUUGCCACUAUGAACUACUGCAUGCAAGAGACGUACAAUGUGCAUCACGGCACAGGUAACAGUUACCCUGUGCAGCCUGUCGACUACUGCAUGUAUGCAGAUGAAAGCCAGUGUUACAGCAACUGUGAGCCGCAGGUUCUCCAUAAUAAUGCAUGUAUGGAACAGGCCUGGCUAGUGAAUCAGCCUUAUACCUGUAGUUUCCCUGGAAACGUGUUCAAAAAUGAGUACUGUAGUGUGGACAUGGCCUUGAAUCACUAUCAUCAGACUGAGUGUUUUGCCGAUGGAAAAACGGAUUUCUCCCAAGUUCAGUGGAUGCCAGGUUCACAGAAAAAAGGGUACAUACCCAGCUAUUUGGAUAAAGAUGAGUUGUGUGUAGUUUGUGGUGACAAAGCAACUGGUUACCACUAUCGGUGUAUUACCUGUGAAGGCUGCAAGGGCUUUUUCCGGAGAACAAUUCAGAAAAAUCUUCACCCCACCUAUGCCUGCAAGUAUGAGAGAAAAUGUAUUAUAGACAAAGUAACAAGAAACCAGUGUCAGGAGUGCCGGUUCAAGAAAUGCAUUUCAGUUGGCAUGGCGACAGACUUGGUUUUGGAUGACAGCAAGCGAUUAGCGAAAAGAAAGUUGAUUGAAGAGAAUCGAGAGAGACGACGACGUGAAGAACUUCAGAAGACCAUUUGGAGCAAGCCUGAACCAAGCCAAGAAGAGUGGGAGCUCAUCCGAGUGGUGACAGAGGCACACAUGACCACUAACGCACAGGGAAACCACUGGAAACAAAAAAGAAAAUUCCUGCCAGAAGAUAUUGGUCAGGCUCCAAUCAUGAACGCACCAGAGGGAAGCAAGGUGGACAUAGAAGCCUUUAGCCAGUUUACAAAAAUCAUCACACCUGCCAUCACAAGGGUGGUGGACUUUGCCAAAAAGCUGCCUAUGUUUUGCGAGCUGCCAUGUGAAGACCAGAUAAUCCUUCUCAAGGGCUGCUGCAUGGAAAUUAUGUCCCUCCGCGCAGCUGUACGUUAUGACCCAGAAAGUGAGACAUUAACUCUUAAUGGGGAGAUGGCAGUGACCAGAGGGCAGCUCAAAAAUGGAGGCCUUGGGGUGGUGUCUGAUGCCAUCUUUGACCUUGGGAUGUCACUUUCAUCUUUUAAUCUGGACGACUCAGAGGUUGCACUGCUGCAGGCUGUUAUUUUGAUGUCCUCAGAUCGUCCAGGGCUUUCAAGCGUGGAAAGAAUUGAAAAAUGUCAAGAAGAGUUCCUCCUGGCUUUUGAGCAUUACAUUAACUAUCGCAAGCAUAAUGUCUCUCACUUCUGGCCAAAACUUUUAAUGAAAGUAACAGACCUACGAAUGAUAGGAGCGUGCCAUGCCAGCAGAUUUCUGCAUAUGAAGGUGGAGUGUCCUACAGAGCUCUUCCCACCUCUUUUUCUGGAAGUGUUUGAGGACUGAGAUGUUGUCCAAGAUGGGGUGGAAUUCCUACUCUAGACUUUCUAAAACUGUUUUAGCACUACUGAGCAUAAUUUCAUUCCAUAGCAUAGGAUAGCUUUCUGCCUAGACGUGGAUGAAAACAUUCCUUCAAUGCGGGUACGUGUGAGGUUAAAUUUUAUCCUUUUUUAACAAAUGAUGUAGUUUUUUUUAUGUUAAAAUUGUUCUAGAACAAUUGACAGCACUUAAAAGGUCAUGGGUACCUGCAACAAUUAAGGAAAUUGCAAGAAACACCAACACAGUGCCAGACAUGUUGAGUACACAUCUCCCAAUUUUUUCUUCCUCUGUGUUAGUCAUGCCACUAAAUUUUCUUUUGUUUCGAUUUAAAACAAAACAAAUGUGUUGGUAUGGGAAAAAAAUGAAAAAUUGUUGACACAGAUUACUUCAGUAUGCAUACUAGGUAUGCAAUAAGAAAGCCAAGCCAUACCUGUGUUUUUGGAAAAUUUGAAAUGGCUUUUACUGUACUGGUGUGUACCAAUCAGUCAGGAAAGCUGGCAAGGCUGGCGCGUGCAGCAAUACUAACACUAACACAAGUCCUGGUGCGUGAAUGACAGUAAUGAGCAAAUAUUUGUUAGAGUUUCUUCUAGACAAAUUCAACCUUGUACUAUUUAUUUAUUUAUUCUUUUAUUGGUCAUUUCUUUGGUCUAUAAGCUCAAGAUUGACAUUUUUUUGUAAUUCUCCAAAACUGUGCCAAAAAUGAGGAUGAAGAAGUUAUUUUUCUGAUCUGCCCACUGGUGUGGGGUGUGCUCAUCCUUGCAGUUUAGUCAUUUUUUUUUUAUCUUUUAAUAUCUUAUAUUUGGUGUGACCACAUAGGUAAAGAUUUGGGUUUCUAGCCAGGACAAAAAAAAUGUUUCUUUGUCUAUUGAGUUUCACUGCUGAACACUGGCUGCCAGAAGUACACUACCGGUCACAAGUUUUAGGACACCUCAGUUUUUCCAGUUUACUUUAAAUUUAAUCAGUUGAAAUGCAAUGAAUAAACUAAAAUGGUGAAAAGGUAAGCAGUAAACUGCCAGAGGUUUCAAUUGAAAGUUUAGGUUAGGAGAACAAAAAAGGAUAUAUCAAAAUAUUACAAAUGAGCCUUCUUCAGUGACCAACUAAUAAGUUACAACGUACAGAUAUUCUGCAGCUAUUAAAGUAAACUAAGCCUUCCAAGUUGAAGCAAACAAUUUGCACAGGUGUCCCAACCUCUGUGGAAUACUUAAAACCUUCUGUCAGUCAAAGCAGAGUUGGAAUAGACUGUGUUACUACACCCUCUGAAGUACUACUUGGACAAUAUUACACUGUAGAAAGUUGUAAAUUCCAGUGAUAAUGACAAGGAAACAGCAAUUAACAAAUAAAAUAAGACACCGCAUUAUUACCCUUAGAAGUAUAGGCCUUUUAUUUAAUGAAAUUACAAAAUAAUCAAAGUGUCGGUGAGUACAGCGUCCUACCCAAUCCAAACAAAACUGGAAACUGGAAGAGGCUCUGAUAGAAAGAGAUCUGAGAUCUGGCAGACCCAAAGCCACAACCCAAUGAGAAUACAAGUUUCUGAGGGUCACCAGCCUGCAUGAUAGGCGCCUCAAGCAUAGCUUAACUGUGGUUGAAAAAAGCAAGUCUCAGUUUCUGCUGUGAAGAGGAGACUUAGUGCUGCAGGUUUGACAGGACAAGUGGCAGUAAGAAAGCCAUUCCUUAAAGGCCAAAAUAAGAAAGCCCAAAGCAUAACUCCAGGCUAUGUCAGAACUACAUUAAAAGAGAAAGAGGGUACUCCUCAAAACAUGGACUGGCCAGCUCAGUCUCCAGACUAGUUGGGAAUGAACUGGAUAGCCGGGUGAAAGGAAAGCAAACUACAACUGCAACACAUUUGUGGAAACGUCUACAACUGUGUUGGGAAGAUCUUUCUAACCAAUAUUUGCUUUCCCUUAUAGGAAGACUGCCACUUGUGUUUUAGACUGUUAUAUCAGCAAAAGGUGGCUACUUUGACCACUCAAAAUUUUGAAUAAAUUUUUGUACACUUAAUGAUUCCUUGACUUAUUUUUUAUGUCCAGUGUUUAUUUGUUCUUUGCCUUGAUUGAUAUCAUGAAACAUUAAGACAUUAAUCUGUGUGCAUUUCUAUAAAAACUGAAAAACCUAAGGUGUUCUAAAACGUUUGUCCGGUAGUGUAGUCCAUCAAAGUAAAAACACACCGUGUCCUUUUCUUUUCACAUUGAACAUAUGAAAAUGUUGUGUGUAGCUAAAAUAAUGUCUUUUCAAUAAGUCCUUGGCAUCUCUCAAGCUGUGGAGCACAGGCAGGGAAAGGCUGCCAUGAAACAAAUGCCAAAGCAAGUAAUUGUUGUUACUGGGAAAGUAGGGUGCCAUUGUCAUGUGAUGUGGCCAAGUCCACUAUUACACGUGAAAAUGGGGGGGUGGGAUAUUAUGAAUCUCAGAUGUCACCUUUGGUCUUGGCUUCCACUUGACCAUUUCUACCAGUGUACAGUAGCUUCAGUAACGACCAAUGCCAAGGUCCACUUCUGUUGUUGUAGUGCUACAGAGCGCCUCAUAAUGUACACUUAGUUACGUAAGGCCACCCUGUUGUUUUCUUGACUUUUGCUUCUUUUUUUUUUGGUGUUUAAUUUCUUUUCAAGCUUUAAAACAUAUAGCAACAGUAAGUCUCAACAUUUUUCUCAGAAAUAAAAAUUUGUGCCAUUUUAUAGUGAUGGCGAAGUGUUAUCCUGGACCCAGUGGGGGCCGAAUCAUAUUUCGGUGAUCUGCAUGGUUAGAAAUAUGUUACCUUCUUAAAUGUAAAUGUUCAGGAACUCUUAAUUCAACGUGUCAUACGUUCUUUAAACACAAAUCAUUUUAAUGUCAAAGAAGCAAUGCUGUUUUGGGAGGUGUAACUGAUAGGUAUUUUUUGUCUUUUGAGGUUUAUUUUUGUAGCUUUUGUAUUUACCUGCAUUGGAUCAGAUUGUAUGAACAUGUGAGCUGCGUCUUAUGGCUUCAGCGUUGCACCUUGAUUUCACUACGCACCGAAAAUUAACAGCAUAGCCUACUUGCAGCAUGAAUGCCAAGCCAGUGUUGGCUUUAUAUAAAGCUGAAGUUAGACAUUGUUUUUACUAUUCACUUUUGACCUUCACGUUAACAGUCUGCCCUCCAUGCUUUCUCAUUUCAGAAAUAACAGACAAACAUGAACGAGUGACUACAUAAAGCACCAGCAUACAGCUUUUACAUUUUAAUCCGUUGUUCAUAGCCUUUUGCAAAACAUCAUCCCAAAAUCCUUUUGUUAAGCACCAUCUUCUGUUUCAUGUUAUGUGACAAUGCCUUGUAAAGACAGUAAACUGGACAUAUUUAUUACAUUCUUUCGUUUUUUUUUUCAUCCCACCCUCAUGUUGGCGACUUUACAGAAUAAAGACUUUGAGCGCACAGACAAUCAGAUUGAUAAGCUAAGGACAAGUGCAGGGUUAAAGUUAGCCAUUCACUUCUGUUUUAUAAAUAAAGCAGCAAACAAUAAAAUGAACUAUUAAUGUAAUGCAAAUACUCAAUUGCUGAUUAAAGAGUGUUAUAUAUUUUGCAAAGCUAGUGUUUUAGGAAGCUAUGGUGGGGCAAUAGCAUUUAAGGUAUAUGUGAUUCAAUAAAAUAUAUAUUACACCGUUACAAAGCUAUUUUACCAUACAGAGGAUAAUGGUUUGUAUAUUUUCAGACUGCAGAUGUUAUUUUCUACAGAUACUUUAUGCAUUUAAUGAACUUGUAAACAUUUUACAGAUAAAGCCAAAAAAGAGCAACCUUAACUUUCCAUUAUUUUGUAAUAUGAAUUCUAUACAAAUUGGACACAUGUCCUUCUUUAGUUCGUCCGAUAUUUUGUCUUUCACAAGAAUAUUGCUGGUCUUAUCAGCUACUGUGUGUUUUGCCUGCAGAUAUCAAUGGGUUCAAAUAUGCGACAGCUAUAAAACUAACAGUAAAUGCUGUGUAGAGCAUCUUGUUAGGAAUUGCCGUUCAGUAUUGUACCAUCACACUAAAUACCAUUAUCUUGAGGUAAACCAACAGCCGAUUUCCACAGCGUAAUCCUGGUAUGAGAACGCAUGAGGAUCAUCAGAGAAAUGGGAUGCUCAAGUGGCUCGAUCGCCUUACACAUUACCUGAUAUCCUAACAUGAUAGCCGUAAACCAGAAGAGACAAACUCCUGUUUAGCCAAAUUACAGUCCAAAUAUAUGAGUGUACAGUACAUUGUAAAUGCUCACAGUUUUGUACCAAACCAAAUGUGUUUCACUGGCAUGUUGGUCGGCAUUAUCAAUUAAGAUUGAAAACGGGCAUAUACUUGGUAUGGAGAAUGUGGAAAUCAAUGUAACCCAUGCUGUCAGUGAACAUAUGAGUGAAGAGUUGCACUAUUAACAAUUCGAUGUUUGCACUUAAUGUAAAUUGGCUGUGAAAAUAAAGAUGGGUUGACAAACUCCCUUGAACUUA